Molecule: messenger RNA, 1083 nt
Organism: Pedinophyceae sp. YPF-701
Lineage: Eukaryota; Viridiplantae; Chlorophyta; Pedinophyceae
Source: the annotation of a GenBank genome assembly
AUGGAAGCGCAGCCGCUCGGCGCGCCGAGCGGCGGCACGGGCGCCUCGAAGGCAGCGCCCCAAGGUGGCCCGGUGCCCAGCGCGGCCCCGCAGCCGCUGCCGGCCACGGCGCUGCACAUGCCCGUCCUCGGCGCGCUCCCCGUCGGCAGCGUGCCCAUGCCGGCGGCGCCGCAGGGCAUCCCGUUCGCGCAGAUGUACCCGAACCCGUUCUUUGCCUACGGGGCGCUCAACCCGGUGAUGGCGUCCGCGUACAGCGCCGCGAUGGCCGCGCUGGGCGGCGCGCGGCAAGGACAGGCGGAUCCGCUCGCGUUCAUGCAGCAGAUAGCCGUGCACCCGCCGAUCGCGGGCGUCCCGGGCUUUGCUAGAGAGGGCGCGCCGGAAGGCUUCCAGGCACAGUUCCCGUCGCUGCAGGAGGUCGGCUCGCUGGCGUUCCCCUGCAUUCACCCGUCCGCGACGCCGCAGGCGCACCCGGAGCCAGCCACGCACGCACCGCAGCCCGUCGUGCCCGCCGCGGCCCCCGCUUCGGCGCCGCAGCCCGCCGCGGACGCGCCCGCCGAGGCCCUCGCGCGGGCCCCGGAGCCCACGGCGCAGCCGGAGGCCCGCCCCGCGGACGCUGCGGCUGCGCCCGCCGCGGAGGCGCGGGAGGUCGCGGGGGCGCGCGGGGAGGGGCGGCCGCGGCGCAACGGGCGCCAGUUCAACAUCCAGAUCCACAUCAACCUGAGCGUCCUGUUCAAAGUCUUCCUCGGUGGUAUGCUGCUGUACUGGCACAUGGGGAUGUCGGCAGCAAGACUGGCCCUGCUUCUGGGGGUGCUGGUGGUGUUUUGGGCCCUGAACAAGGUGAUCGCGGUGGUCGUGAAGAAGAUGCUCGGGCACCGGCGGGCGCGCGGGCGGCAGGACGGCGCCGGCGACGCGGAGGGCGACGCGGACCCCCCCCCGCGCCCGCCCGGCAUGCUGUGGGAGGCGGUGUCGUGCGUGGUGUGCUUCGUCACGUCGCUGCUGCCGGGCUUCGACCGCAACCACUUCCAGGCCCGCGCGCCGCGCCCGCGCGCCGCACCCGCCGCGAACCGCCCGCACGCGGACUAG